Messenger RNA from Closterium sp. NIES-65, 4086 nucleotides. Lineage: Eukaryota; Viridiplantae; Streptophyta; Zygnematophyceae; Desmidiales; Closteriaceae. The record is from the annotation of a GenBank genome assembly.
AUGCCUUACGACCUUCAAGAGCCAUAUCUAGUGGGUGUGGCCAUUCUCAAGACCUUCGCGGCUCUAGGCAACCCCAGCAGCCCCCCGUUCAACGCGUGGACGGGGGAUGAUCCGUGUGGGGGAGAGGCGGGGAGCGCGUGGGCUGGCAUCAAGUGCGACACUGGCAGCCCGUAUAAUUCCGUGACUGAGAUUGACAUUCAGGACGCCCAGCUAUCAGGAGACUUGCCGCCUUCCCUUUUCAACCUCACAUCGCUUCGCCUGCUCAAUCUGGCGCUCAACCCGAAUCUGACGGGCAGCUUUCCAGAUGCUCUCAGAAACCUCCUGCAGCUCACCACGCUGGACAUGCACGGGUGUGGCCUAUCGGGCUCCAUCCCAGCCACCAUCGGCCGACUCACCAGCCUGAGCUACUUCCUGGUCAAACAGAACCGCCUCUCGGGCUCCCUGCCAACACAGAUCGGCACCCUCCCCCGCCUCUACAUGCUUGAUGUAAUGGAGAAUCAGCUGGAAGGGCCCCUUCCGAAGUUCCAGGGGGCAAACGAGCUCAGCCACCUCCACAUGAGCAACAACCUCUUCACGUCUGUUCCAGCAGAGAUCAGCAGACUGCCCAAACUGCUGCACCUGCUGAUGGACAGCAACCGUCUCACCCAUGACUUUCCACUCGCUUUCAACAACACCAACCUCACUGUCAUCUACUGGAGCAACAACAUAAUACCCGGCCCCUUCCCCUCCACCUGGUUCUUCCCCCGACUCAAGGACUUCCUCUUCAGCAACUGCUCUCUACCGAAACAGCCUCUUCCUUCCUUCCCUAUCUCUCGCAACCUCUCCAACCUUCUGUCUGCUACAGACCGUUUAUCCCCCCCACCCCCCUUCUCUCCCCCACUCCCCCUUUCCCCCUUCCCGUCCCUUCCCCCUCCCCCAUCCGCAUUGCCUCCCCUUCACCUUCCCACAUCACCUCCCAGGGACCUGAGCAGCAACAGUUUCACAGGCUCCAUCCCAGGCUCUCUGUUUUGGCAGCACCCUAACCUCUCUCACGGCAACCGACCCCCCUCACUGGGUCUUUCCAUGACCCCUCCUCUUUCCCUCCUUCCUCCCUCCAUCGCCAGCAAUUUGGCUAAUAACGAUCUUAGUUCGAGCUUCCCUCCAGCGAUCGCCGAUGCUGCCAGUCUGCAAUCCGUUCCCCUCACUCCUGUUCUGACGGGGAUAAGAUACCCAAACUCAUGUGCCAUGUCCACGUUUCCUCCAUCCCUCCACCCCUUCCCCAACCACCCCUCCAGCUUCCUAUCCGGCAAUCAGCUCAGCGGUCCCUUGCCAGACCUCUCAUCGCUGCCCAGCAUCGUGUCGCUCUCCCUCUUUGACAACUCCCUCUCCUCCCUGCCGCCCGCCCUGCUCGCCAAGACCAACAACAUCACGCUGCAGCUUUUCAACAACGAUCUCUGCAAGCCAUUCAAGCCAGACUACACGCAAGUCUGCUCCCCUCCGACGCCCCUCACCCAAUACACCUCCCCUGCCUUCUGCGACGGCCUCGCCUGCGAGAACGACCUCUACAGCCCUAGCGCACCGCUCUAUAACGAGUCACACUCUUGCGUGUGCGUGUCCCCGUUAAGAGUCGACCUGAAGCUGUUUAUAUCGGAUUUCGUGGUGUACCAUGAGGCGCUGGUGCAGCAGCUGGAGCAGCGGAUCUUCUCUGAGCUCACCAGCAAGUCGCAGAUCAACAUCAGCAGGCCACAGCAGGUCUCAGAUCAACAUCAGUCAACGCUCAUCAUCACCCUCUUCUUCCCCACCACUCCUCCUCCCUCCCCACCAGGUCCUCGUCUCUGCAAUCAGCAGCCCCUCCACGCUCGCCUCCACCUUCGCCUGGGAGCACAUCAACCACCAGUCCUCGUCUCUGCCAUAAGAAGCCCCGCUUCGCUCGACUCGCUUGCCUCCACCUUCGCCUCGGACCACAUCAACCACGAGUCAACGCUCAUCAUCACCGUCCUCUUCUUCCCGCCGGACGGCGAUGGCAGCUGGCACCCGCGAGACACACCGCAGGCCAUCCGCAACGCCCUCACCACCCGGGACCUUGCCAUGCGUGUUGCUCUCAGCAACUUCGGGCUCUUUCGAGUGGUUGGAUUCUACGGCCCCGCACCCUACACCCCCCCAGCGCAGCAGCAGACUGCUUCCUCUGGGCUGAGCACGGGUGCCAUCGUGGCCAUCUCAGUGUCCUCCGCUGCUGUUGCCAUCGCCCUCAUUGUGCUUCUUCUCAUGCGCCCCUGGGAGAGGCGAGGAGACCUGUGGAGUUCAGAGGACUACAGGGCGAUCGAGGGGCUGCAGAUGCUGGGCGUGCGUCGGUGCGAGCUCAAGGAGAGGCAAUAUGUGCUCCCCACCCCUCCCCAUCUCUCCCCACCCCUCCCCUUCCCUUCCCACCCCUCUUCACCCCUUCCCACCUCUCUGUUCUCCUACAACAGGAGACCUGUGGAGCUCGGAGGACUACAAGGCAAUAGAGGGGUUGCAGAUGCUGGGGGUGCACCGGUGCAAGCUCAAGGACAUAGCGGAUGCGACCCAGGGGUUCAAGACGCUGCUGGGGGAGGGCGGAUACGGACAGUGUCUGAAGUUCUGAACCACUGUCAGGUGUACUCAGGAGACACAGAAAUGCUCUGCUUUCACCUCGGCUCCCGUUUCUGCUCCCCAUGCGUUGCCUAUCUGCUCCCCAUGCGUUGCCUAUCUGCUCCCCAUGCGUUGCCUAUCUGCUCCCCAUGCGUUGCCUAUCUGCUCCCCAUGCGUUGCCUAUCUGCUCCCCAUGCGUUGCCUAUCUGCUCCCCAUGCGUUGCCUAUCUGCUCCCCAUGCCUUGCCUCUUUGCUCCCCAUACCCCAGUGCUGGAAUCAGGGGGUGUGGUUCCAUAUGUGUACCGAGGAGUAAUGGAAUGGGGGGAAGUGGUGGCAGUGAAGCGCGCCAAGGGGCACGUGAAGGUGGGCCAGGAUCAACUCUGUCAGUCAGGUGAACCUUCAGUUGUGCGGCACGAAAUUUCGCAACGGCUGCUCUCUGCCCCAGUUGCGCCACCGCAACCUCAUGGCGCGAAGACACCCCUCUCUCCCUCUGUCUACCGCACUCUUCCCCACAUGCCCCACCUACCCACCCACCAGCUAUGCGGCAUGGAGUUCCAUAACGAGAUCCAGCUGCUCUCUGCCGUGUGCGACCGCAACCUCAAGGCUCUCAGGGCCUUCUAUCCAGCUGCUGUCCGCCGUGCGCCAUCGCAACCUGGUGGCACUCAAGGGCUUCUGUGCCUCUCCAACUCACCUCCCUCCCCCACUCCCCCCUGUGCACGCCCCAACCACUACCAGCUGUGUGGCACUGAGUUUCGCAACGAGAUCCAGCUGCUGUCAGCCGUGCGCCAUCGCAACCUGGUGGCACUCAAGGGCUUCUGUGUGGAGGCGGGCGAGCAGCUGCUGGUGUAUGAGUUCAUUGAAAGGGGGACGCUGGAGGAUAUGUUGAGAGGUGAGAAGAAGAUGUUGAGAGGUGAGAAGAAGAUGUUGAGAGGUGAGAAGAAGAUGUUGAGAGGUGAGAAGAAGAUGUUGAGAGGUGAGAAGAAGAUGUUGAGAGGUGAGAAGAAGAUGUUGAGAGGUGAGAAGAAGAUGUUGAGAGGUGAGAAGAAGAUGUUGAGAGGUGAGAAGAAGAUGUUGAGAGGUGAGAAGAAGAUGUUGAGAGGUGAGAAGAAGAUGUUGAGAGGUGAGAAGAAGAUGUUGAGAGGUGAGAAGAAGAUGUUGAGAGGUGAGAAGCGGCGUGGUGAGUGUAUCAAGUCCCGUGUCUUCCCCGUGGAGGCGGACGAUGCGGCUGAGACGGCCAACAUCCUUAUCGCAGCAGGCCUCGAGGCGAAGGUGGCUGAGUUUGGUAUCUCCAAGGCUACGGCCAACAUCCUGAUCACAGCAGGCCUCGAGGCGAAGGUGGCCGACUUUGGCAUUUCCAAGGCGGUCCCUGAGGAGGUGGAGAAGGGGGGGAGGCUGGACACGCAAGUGAAGGGGACUGUGGUGAGUGCAGAGAUGAGGAAGGCGAUUUCAGGGGGUGGGAGUGGUGUGGGCGCAGGACGAAAUCGUGAGUGGAAUGUUUAG